This is a messenger RNA of Vitis riparia (riverbank grape), 3097 nucleotides long. RefSeq names its product protein FAR1-RELATED SEQUENCE 5-like. Gene Ontology annotation, biological process: regulation of DNA-templated transcription. The record is from RefSeq and is a predicted model, not a curated record. Gene Ontology annotation, molecular function: zinc ion binding. Bases 358 to 2637 code for a protein of 759 amino acids. The transcript has 2 exons. Lineage: Eukaryota; Viridiplantae; Streptophyta; Magnoliopsida; Vitales; Vitaceae.
CAGCCGUCGGUUUUAUGAUCUGUACGAGGCGUCUGCGGGAACAGGAUUCUCAGCUGCACCUCGAAGCACUGAAUCACCAACUCAGAGAUCAACUCCCACUCCUCUCGUGUCUCACCACCCCCAACCCCCAAAUUCGCUGCUUUCAUCUAAUCACUGAUCAGUAAUCAGUGUGAGCAAAAACCCUAGAAUUAAACCCAACUUUCUUUCUUUAUUUUUCUCUCACUGCGUGGUUUUGAUCCUCUGCCGCUGGCCUACCUACCCAGAUUGACUACACGCUCUCGAUUUCUGGUCAGUCUCUCUCUUUAUCUUCAUCGAGUUCAAAUGCAGUAAGCCCACUUAAUCGAAUCGCAAUCCACCAUGGAUUUCGAGCCUCUGAACAUUGAAAAUGAGGUGAUGGAAUUCGCCAUGGGCUCUGGGGAAGAAGACAACGGUCUCGACUUAGAACACAAUGAUGAGUAUGAAGGUUAUAACGGCGAAAUGAUGGAGAAUUCUUCUGCCGCUGGUCGGGAUUCACUGGCUUUGAAUGGGGACCCGAAUCUCGAACCCUCGGAAGGAAUGGAAUUCGAUUCUGAACAGGCAGCUCGAAUUUUCUACAAUUCAUAUGCGCGUCGCAUCGGUUUCAGUACCCGAGUCAGCGUGUACCAACGGUCCCGUCGGGACGGCUCAAUCAUUUGCCGCCAAAUUGUGUGCUCCCGUGAAGGGUUUCGCCGGGAGGGCGGUGAAAAUCGGUCCAAGCGGCAGCGGACCGUGACUAGGGUUGGUUGUAAGGCGCAAAUGACUGUGAAGAAACAGAAUUCUGGGAAAUGGGCUGUGACCAAACUCGUAAAAGAACAUAAUCAUGACCUUGUGCCUCCUGAUAAAGUGCAUUGCCUCCGCUCGCAUAGGCAUGUAUCGGGGCCUGCCAGAAGUCUGAUUGAUACUCUUCAGGCGGCUGGAAUGGGCCCAAGCGGGGUGAUGUCCGUGUUAAUUAAGGAGUCUGGUGGGAUUAAUAAUGUUGGUUUUACAAAAGUUGAUUGCCAGAAUUAUAUGAGUAGUAGCAGGCAGAGGACCCUUGGGAGUGGGGGUCAGCAUAUUUUCGACUAUUUGAAGCGAAUGCAGGGGGAGGAUCCUGGGUUCUUUUGUGCCGUGCAAGGUGAUUCUGAAAACCCAACUGGAAAUAUUUUUUGGGCUGAUGCCAAUUCUAGGGUGAAUUACCAAUACUUUGGGGACACUGUUACGUUUGAUACAGCUUAUAGAACCAACCGUUAUCGGGUUCCCUUUGCCCCAUUCACUGGGUGGAACCAUCAUGGGCAGCCUGUAUUGUUUGGCUGUGCAUUGCUACUUAAUGAGUCAGAGUCUUCUUUCGUUUGGCUGUUUCAGACUUGGCUUGCUGCAAUGUCUGAUCGCCAUCCCCUUUCGAUCACAACUGAUCAGGAUAGGAUUAUUCGAGCAGCUGUUGCACAGGUUUUCCCUGAAACCCGACACCGUUUUUGUAAGUGGAAUGUAUUUAGAGAAGCCCAGGAGAAAUUGUUCCAUGUAAAUCAAUCACACCUCACUUUUGAAGCAGAGUUUCAGAGGUGCAUAAACUUGACAGAGACAAUAGAUGAGUUUGAGUCAAGUUGGGAGUCUCUACUUGAGAAAUACAAUCUCCUGGAUAAUGAAUGGCUUCAAUCAAUGUACAAUGCCCGCCAGCAGUGGGUGCCAGUUUAUCUUCGUGAUACAUUCUUUGGGGAGAUGUCAAUAACCCAAGGCACUGAUAGUAUAAACUCAUUCUUUGAUGGUUAUAUAAAUGCAUCAACUAGCAUUCAGGUGCUGCUUAAGCAGUAUGAGAAAGCUACUGCCAGUCGGUAUGAAAAAGAAGUAAAGGCAGACUAUGAUACAAUUAACACUGCACCAGUUCUAAAAACUCCAUCUCCUAUGGAAAAACAAGCAGCAAACCUUUAUACCAGAAAGAUAUUCACGCAAUUUCAGGAGGAAUUAGUAGAGACUCUUGCUAAUCCUGCAACUGUAAUUGAUGAUGGGGGAUCAGAGGCUUUGUAUCGGGUUGCAAAAUUUGGGGAAGACCACAAAGCACACUUCAUUAAAUUCAAUGUUUUUGAAAGGAAAGCUAGUUGUAGCUGCCAAAUGUUUGAGUUUUCUGGUAUUAUUUGUAGGCACAUAUUGGCAGUUUUUAGAGUAACAAAUGUUCUUACACUGCCAUCUCAUUACAUCUUGAAGCGCUGGACAAGAAAUGCGAAAAGUGGGGUUAUAUUGGAUGAGCACACUCUUGGAUUACCAGGCAGUUCUCAAGAGUCUUUAACUGCUCGCUAUGAAAAUCUUCGUCGGGAAGCUAUCAAAUAUGUAGAAGAAGGGGCAGCAUCAACACAUAUUUAUAAUGUGGCGAUGGAUGCUCUACAUGAAGCAGCAAAGAAAGUUUAUGCUGCAAAGAAACAGGGUGCUGGGGUCACACCAAGUACUUCGGUUAAAGAAUGCCAGCUUCAAUCUAGUUCUGUGGAGCAGGACAAGAGAAUUGAAGAACUGACAGCAGAGUUGGAAAAUGCAAGUCAGAGGUGUGAGGCAUAUCGAGCCAGUCUGCUUGCUGUUUUGAAAGAUAUGGAGGAAGAGAAAUUAAAGAUAGCAGUGAAAGUUCAGAACACAAGGCUGAAUCUCAAAGGUUGAACUCAGAGAGAUGGUGGGCGUGCCUUAUCCGUCAUCGCCUUCAUCAUGUAUACUACAAAAAUAGCAGAAACCAAAGAGUAUGAGUUGGGUUGGUUUACAUUGUGAUGAACUACCCAUGAUCUCUACAUAUUUUUCUUCAGUGACCAGAAGAGAGUACAGUUUUUGGUUUUUUUUUUUGUUGCCUUAGCCCUAGCACCAUUAGUGUGAUGUGUAUUCGUUGUGAAGAAUUCUAAUUGGAUUUAUUUCUUAGGUUAGGAAGGUGAAGUGGGGGAGUGGUACAGGAGCUGUAGGUAGGAGUCUUCGAGUAUCUUACAGUAAUAUCAUUGUUAUUCAAUGAAAUUGCUUUGAUGAUGACAUCCUAUGCCCAUGAAAUUCUCAUACCUUAUAUUUGGUUCUUGUAAAAUCUGUACAAAAAGAAAUUCAAAGGUAAUAGUUUAUGUUUACAGGCUUUUGAAAUUCA